Molecule: messenger RNA, 690 nt
Organism: Apiotrichum porosum
Lineage: Eukaryota; Fungi; Basidiomycota; Tremellomycetes; Trichosporonales; Trichosporonaceae
Exons: 2
Coding region: 1-690 (229 amino acids)
Molecular function (GO): ATP binding
Source: RefSeq, a predicted model, not a curated record
AUGGGCUCUGGGACUCAUGUCCGCGACCGCAAAACGCACAUGACUGUCCCUCCUUCGCCUCAACACAUCCUCACAGUGAGCUGGGAGCAUCCCAGCAGCAAAUGGGCACACCUCAUCCCGGCAAUGGUCGGUACACUGUCCCUCGUCCUGGCGAUUCCUGGCAGCCAUCUCUCUGAUCACUCCCGUUCCAAUGUGGAUCGCCAGCUCCACCUUGUGCUCGGCAACUUCAUAGGACAAGGCCGUACAGGCAUCGUGUUCCACGCCCGCGUGAAUAACCAAAGAGUUGUGGCAAAGGUUGUCGACCUCACCCCACAGUCUCCACUCUGGUCGCAUCCCGACUCCUACAACACCCCUGCCGCAACAUUGCGCGCCGCCGUAUCGGGCGAGGCAUCACUCUACGCCCGUGAGCUGCGACCGCUGCAAGGUGUCGUAGUUCCCGUCUUCUAUGGCAUGCAGGCCAUUCGCAAUGCGUACAACGCAAUCUGGGGCUGUUUCGUACUGCACGGUGAUGUGGCCCCACGCCAUAUUCUUGUUCGCAACGGCCGCGUCAACAUAAUCGACUUCGAGGCGUCUCUGACCGCCUUUGACGGUGCCGGGCAGGUGGCCAAGGAACGCGCCCGUGUGGAGAACAUGUUCCAGGACGCGCACAGGCUCGAUGCCCCUGAACUUGUCUCCCCUGGCGGUAGAUAG